CCCAACGGCGCUUCCGAGUGCGGCUGCGCGGUGAUGGCGGCGCCCGGCGCGGAGAUGGAGGCGUUGGUGUGCUCGCGCGGGCGGAACCGCAAGGCCGUGCUGUGCCAGCGCUGCAGUUCCCGCGUGCUGCAGCCCGGCGCCGCCACCUUGGCCCGCAGGCAGCUUUUCCUCCCUUCCAUGAAGAAGAAGACGGCCCUGGCUGAGAGCGGUUCCCCCGACGGGGACGUGCUGCAGGACCACUGGCUGGUGGAUGACAUGUUUUCCUUUGAGAAUAUCGGCUUCACGAAGGACGUUGGGAACAUCAAGUUCCUUAUCUGUGCGGACUGUGAGAUCGGGCCCAUCGGCUGGCACUGCCUGGACGACAAGAAGAGCUUCUACGUCGCCUUGGACCGUGUUUCCCAUGAGUGACGGCCAGAGCGACGCUGGUUCCCCCGAGGUCCUCGCAGCCGGUGUAGCCGUUUCAUGCAUCUCCAUUGUGCACUAACAUGAAGCUGUUCAUACAACACGUGGACUUGAACCUGUCAUGGACUCAUCUGAAAUGGCUUAUUUAAGGCAAUGUGCAAUUACUCAUACAUUCAUUAAAUCUGGUCCAUCUUUUCAUUGUAUUAUGGAGGUGGGGGUGGCAGUUUUAUGAAUUUUGACUGAUAUUUUUUUUUACUGCUGAUUCAAGGGCAUUUUCCAGUUGUGUUGGAGGUGUUAAAGUGAGGACACAUUUCUUGUUUCUGCCAUGUCUCUUACCCCACACUAACUUGUUGUUCGUGUCCUAAUAUUGUUUAAAUGUUGACUAUAUUGUGAUACGUUACAUUUAAAAUGUGCAUCCUCUAAAUAAAUGGCUAACUAGAAACUACAUCUGAUAAUAGGGAUAACUAGGUAGAAUUCUGUUCAGUUUCUGUGGCAUUUCAUCCAGUGUUAAUGGCUUCCCAUUGUGUUUUGACCUAAAGGGCUUAUCAUUUUUACCAUUCGUUAAAAAAAAUUACAACAAGGGCAGCUUUGUCCCUAAUUCUAAAAAGGGAUGACUUUCCCACUUUUUGUAAGGGCCACAAGCUAGCAGAGAGCAGAUUUAGACUGGACAUUAGGAAGAACUUCACAGUUUGAGUGGCCAAGGUCUGGAAUGGGCUCCCAAGGGAGGUGGUGCUCUCCCCUACCCUGGGGGUCUUCAAGAGGAGGUUAGAUAGGCAUCUAGCUGGGGUCAUCUAGACCCAGCACUCUUUCCUGCCUAUGCAGGGGGUCGGACUCGAUGAUCUAUUGAGGUUCCUUCCGACCCUAACAUCUAUGAAUCUUUUACUACUUGAAUUUUCCUUGGCCAGGUAGUAAAGAUAAUCUGGGAUACCAUGGAGGCAGUAGUAAGAAAUCUGAGUUUUCUGUGAGGGACAUUCAUAGUAAAACUACAAGGAGUUAAUGUACUUGAUCUACUGUCAUUAUAAAUAUUCAUAUCUGAGUAAAUGAAUUUCAUGCUUCUCAAUGCUGGUUUUUUUUAAUUUAGGACUCAGCUGAAAACUGAACUGAUUAUUAUAAUUCCCCAAAUGACACUCUGCAGUUUGCUUAAAAUUAGGAUAUACAUUGUCUUGUUACAAAAGGCAAGUUCGUAAAAUACAGUGCAGAAAAACUGUCAGAUGAGCAAGUAUGGUUUUAAUGUAUACUGAAUAAUGGCAAAAGCUGGAUAAUGCUGAGAGGUUAUUGAAAUGAUUUGGUUAAAAAAAAAAUCAGACAGGAUCAUUAUCUGUUUAAAACUUUAUGGUGGUAGAAGUUGCUGCAUUGUAAAAGCUUUGGACUAUUUAGAAAGAAAAAAUAAUUUUCUGUAGCUCAACAUUUAUUAUUCAGUAGAAAAGCUGCAGCCAAGAGGCUAUUGCAGCAGACAAUGUGGACAAACUAGCUGAUUUGUUCUGACCUGUGGAAUUGCAGGGUAAUUUUUUUUCUUUUUUGGAGAGAAGGUGCAGCUGCUGCAAUUGCAACUAAUAUUUUUGUGUUUACUUUCAUCAGCUUUCUAAAUAAAGUGAAAACCCAGUCUUUGUA
Molecule: messenger RNA, 2013 nt
Organism: Alligator mississippiensis (American alligator)
Lineage: Eukaryota; Metazoa; Chordata; Crocodylia; Alligatoridae
Gene: RABIF
Product: RAB interacting factor
Exons: 2
Coding region: 34-408 (124 amino acids)
Biological process (GO): small GTPase-mediated signal transduction; post-Golgi vesicle-mediated transport
Cellular component (GO): cytosol; membrane
Molecular function (GO): zinc ion binding; guanyl-nucleotide exchange factor activity
Source: RefSeq, a predicted model, not a curated record